Chrysoperla carnea is the source of this 1603-nucleotide messenger RNA. Its product is annotated as dehydrogenase/reductase SDR family member 4-like. The record is from RefSeq and is a predicted model, not a curated record. Gene Ontology annotation, molecular function: carbonyl reductase (NADPH) activity. The coding region runs from base 100 to 873 and encodes 257 amino acids. The transcript is spliced from 6 exons. NCBI's taxonomy places the organism in Eukaryota, Metazoa, Arthropoda, Insecta, Neuroptera, Chrysopidae.
UCGAUUUUUUGUAUAAGUUAAAUUAUAAUUACAUAGUUUGAAGUAAAAUUGGAGAGCAUAUAAAUACGCUAGAAUUGUUGCAGAAUUUACUUCGGAAAAAUGAAUUCCAUUUCUUCAAAUCGCCUUACAGGAAGAGUUGCUGUAGUAACAGCCUCUACAGAAGGUAUAGGCUAUGGCAUUGCUAGAAGAUUAGCUCAAGAAGGUGCGAAGGUAAUGAUUAGCAGUCGCAAAGAAGAAAAUGUGAUUAAAUCUGUACAAAAAUUAACAAAUGAAGGUUUGUCGGUAUCAGGACAAGUUUGUGAUGUGACUAAUGCAGAACACAGGCAAUCUUUAUUCAAAAAUACUAAAGAAAAAUUUGGAGGUAUUGAUAUUUUAGUAUCUAAUGCUGGUAUUCAUACAAAGCUUGGAUAUGUUUUAGAAUCUGAUGAAUCAUCUUGGGAUGAAAUAUUUCAUGUAAACGUUAAGUGCUCCUUCCUUCUUGCCAAAGAAGCACUUCCAUAUUUACGAGAACGUAAAGGCAGUAAUAUUGUUUUCGUAUCAUCAAUUUCUGGAUUGCAUCCAUACCCGUACAUAGGGGCAUAUUCUGUAAGUAAAACGGCACUAAUAGGUUUAACAAAAGCAGCAGCGAAAUCACUUGUUACUGAAAACAUUCGAGUUAAUUGUUUGGCACCGGGUAUUAUUGAAACAAAAUUUUCAUCGCCAAUUACAGAUAAUGAAAUAUCCCGCAAUGCAUCCUUAGAGAAAAUACCAAUGCAAAGAUUUGGUACAAUUGAAGAAAUGGGCGGAGUUGUUGCAUUUUUGGUAUCAGAUGAUGCAUCUUAUAUUACGGGCGAAACUAUUGUUGCAAGCGGUGGAAUGCAUAGUAGAUUAUAAAUUAUAGAAAUUGAAAAAAUUUGAUUAUGGUGUUGUACAUAUUUAAGGAACGACAAUAACUUUUGUACAGCGAGGCUGCUUAAGUUGGCUCCAUAUUGAAAACUUUUUUAUUAUAAGGUUUACGAAAAAAAGUUAUUCUUUAUAAAAAUCUCUGCUUUCGAAAAUAUUAACAUUCAGCUAUAUUUACUUUUGAUAUCGAAUGUACAGGGUACAACAAAAAGUUUGAUAGGAAUGUCAAUGAUCGUUUAGAAAUGUAGACCAUAUUAGGACAAAACCGUUCAAGAAAUCAUUCCCGAGAUAUGUAGGAGUGUAUUUAAAGAAUUUUGUAAAAGAAUAUAACAAUUAGACGUAUGGAACGCGAAUGUAGAUACUUGGAGGAAAAAACGAACUGGAAAUAACAGUUGUUACGUCAAUAAUAGUAACUAUUUGUAAUGUAAUGAGUGAAAAAUAAAUUUUCUGCAUUGAUUAUUUUGUUACAUAUUCAUUCAUUAAAUGUGUCAAAUCAGCAAAUAAACAUUUGAAGUACGAUGACUGGUUAAUUAGGAUAUCAGAUAACUUGUUUUACAAGUAGGAUUUGCAAAAUUUAAUUUAAAAUUGAAAUAGUCAAAACAUUCCCAUCGUUAACAAUUCAUUCCUAAAUAUUUAUCUUCAGUUCGUUUUUUCCUCAACGUAUCCACCUUCGCGUUCCAUACAUGUUAUUGACUUUCAAAAAAAUUUUUUAAUAUACUCA